CUCGAGACGGUUCCAACUUCUAUUUUAGAUAAGGGGAAUGAAAUCGCCAAUGCUUAUUUGGCUGCAGAUGAAGAGAUCGACCCAAAAGCUUGGACCCCGAAAUGAAACAGUUAGAGUCACUUCUAUGAAAAUCUCUUUCAAAAGUAUAUCCACUCCUACACAACAAUACCAUUCAAUGUAUUCAUUGAAUGAUAUUUUUCGAAGGUCGACUCAGGCACUAAUUUUCCAACAAGUUAUCCUGCAAAUUGGGUCAGUUAGGGUUCCAAAAAUAUCUACAUUGAAUUUGUUCGAUUCUCAACGUCCAACUACGUACUCUUAUGAUAAAUGCAUCUGAACCUCCUUGUUCAAUUGAGGGACCAUCUCCGUUCAUGUUCUUUUCUAGACUGCUGGAAACAAUUACAGGUAGAAGUGGAAGAAGAAGUUGAUGCUUUUCUGGAAUGGAAAUCAGCCCUUGCUAAUCAAACCCAUUCUCUCCUCCCUUCUUGGAAGAAAAACUCUACUAAUAAUACGAUAAGUCCAUGCAAGUGGCUUGGAAUCACUUGUAACAUUGAGGGAAGCAUUGCUGAACUGAAUGUAUCAGGUUUGGGUUUACAAGGUACGCUCCUUAGUUUCAACUUCUCAUCUUUCUCAAACUUUGUUCGUCUUGACUUCAGUAUGAGCAAACUUAACGGAGUCAUUCCUUCCCAAAUAGGUAAUCUUCUGAAACUCGCAUACCUUGACUUUUACAUGAAUGAAAUUUCUGAACAUAUUCCACCGGAAAUUGGCUUCCUCACAAGUCUGCGUAUGUUAGACUUUUCUGAAAAUCAAUUUACUGGAUCCAUUCCACAAGAAGUUGGCAAUUUACAUUUUCUUACUGACCUGAAUUUGUAUGCAAACAAUUUCACUGGUUCAAUUCCUACCUCUUUAUGUAAUCUGAGCAACUUAAACGGCCUAUACCUUCAUGUAAAUCAACCCUCUGGUCCAAUCCCUCAAGAUAUAGGGCAGCUUAAGUCUCUUACUAUCUUAGCUUUGUACACGAACAAUUUUACUGGUUCAAUCCCUGCUUCUUUAACCAAUUUGACUAGCCUAAAAACCCUUUACCUUCAUGAAAAUAAAUUUUCAGGUUCCAUUCCUCGAGAAAUAGGGAGGCUAAGUUCUCUUACUGGCCUUGCUUUGUACAAGAACAAUCUCACUUGCUCAAUCCCUGUUUCUAUAACCAAUUUGACGAGCAUGGCCGUUCUUUACCUUUAUCAAAACCAACUUUCUGGUGCCAUUCCUCGAGAAAUCGGAAGACUAAGGUCUCUUACUAAUUUUGAGUUGUGCACAAACUAUCUUACUGAUUCAAUACCUGAUUCUUUAACCAAUUUAACUAGGCUUGCCAUUCUUCACCUUUUUAAAAACCAACUUUUUGGUAACAUCCCUCAAAAUGUAGGAAGGCUAAAGUCCCUAACAAUCUUGAAUUUGAGUACGAACAAUCACAAUGGUUCAAUUUAUGCUUCUUUAACCAAUUUGUCUAGCUUGGACACACUUUGCCUUGGUGCCAACCAACUCUCUGGAACCAUUCCUCGAGAUAUCGGAAGGCUAACUGCUCUUACAAUUUUUUGUUAUAGCUUGUUUUGGUAUUAGUAAUUUUUGUAUUCUGGUGAAGUAAUGUAUUGGUAGUUUCAAGUUCUUGUUCAAAGAUGUUCAAAGCUUGAAUCUGAAAUUAAUACAGUUUGGUGUGCCCUUGGUAAAACCCAUUCGUAAGUGGGUCAUAAUCACACCAAUUGAACUUAUUGUUCUUGUACUUCGGGAUGGUGAUUAGAUUUUAAAAAUGGCCAUGUUGUGGAUGUGUUUGAUCACCUGGCCUUAAUUCUGAUCGUGCACCCAUGCAUCACUCUUAUGAGUGAAAAUUUGCAUCGCAAACCCCAGUGAUAAUGCGUCGGUUCUUUCUUUCUUGUGGUUAUUCAUUAGUCGUAAGGCAUAUUUCUUCAAGUGUCUCAUAAUCGUUUUGAUUAUUCAGUAAUUCUCAUAAAGGGGUAGGCUGUGUAAUCACUACAGUGGCCGAGUUUAAUUCGUUUACUGUACACCAAACUUGACA
This is a messenger RNA of Papaver somniferum (opium poppy), 2059 nucleotides long. Its product is annotated as probable leucine-rich repeat receptor-like protein kinase At1g35710. The transcript is spliced from 3 exons. The record is from RefSeq and is a predicted model, not a curated record. Gene Ontology annotation, molecular function: protein binding. NCBI's taxonomy places the organism in Eukaryota, Viridiplantae, Streptophyta, Magnoliopsida, Ranunculales, Papaveraceae. Bases 325 to 1605 code for a protein of 426 amino acids. Gene Ontology annotation, cellular component: plasma membrane.